This is a messenger RNA of Homo sapiens (human), 5127 nucleotides long. It is a transcript of the gene SCAF8, whose product is annotated as SR-related CTD associated factor 8. The transcript has 20 exons. The record is from RefSeq and is marked validated. Gene Ontology annotation, biological process: negative regulation of termination of RNA polymerase II transcription, poly(A)-coupled. Gene Ontology annotation, cellular component: nucleus; nuclear matrix. The coding region runs from base 486 to 4301 and encodes 1271 amino acids. Lineage: Eukaryota; Metazoa; Chordata; Mammalia; Primates; Hominidae. Gene Ontology annotation, molecular function: nucleic acid binding; RNA polymerase II C-terminal domain phosphoserine binding; RNA binding.
AUAUUGGAUGCCGCAGCCGCUGCUGCCAGCGCUUCCUCCUCUGUCUUCGCCGAGCGGGGCUGGUUCCUGCGGCCCGAGCGGCGGGGAGGUGAAACAGGAGCCCGUCGGAGGAAGGGGCAGAAGGGAGUGGAGAGUGUAGGGGAAGGGGCUAGAGGGAGGGGGACCGAAACGGAGCGGGGCAGAGAAGAGAAGGCGCCGCGGCCCAGCCCCUCCCCCGCCCGCCGCCGACCCGCCCCGGCAGCGCCUCUGUUCCCUAGAACGGCGCUCCCCCCGCCCUAGCGGCCAUGCCGGUGCCGCUCUGCCGCUGAGGGAGCCCUUCCCCGCCAGCGCGUGCCCUUCCACUCCGCCCCGAGGUCGCAGCGGCCCGCUCUCCCGCCAGCGCCCCCUCCUCGCGGCCACGCAGCAGCCCGCGUCUCGCUCUCCCCACCCAGUGCAGUGGCCGCCGCCUCUUCCGCCGCCGGGCUCGGGGCCUCCGCAGCGACAACAUGGAGGCCGUGAAGACCUUCAAUAGCGAGUUGUAUUCCCUGAAUGACUAUAAACCACCCAUUUCGAAAGCGAAAAUGACCCAAAUUACUAAGGCAGCCAUCAAAGCUAUUAAGUUCUAUAAACAUGUGGUACAGAGUGUUGAGAAGUUUAUUCAGAAAUGUAAACCAGAAUACAAAGUACCUGGACUUUAUGUUAUUGACUCCAUUGUGCGACAAUCCCGACAUCAGUUUGGUCAAGAAAAGGAUGUGUUUGCACCCAGAUUUAGUAAUAACAUCAUUAGCACUUUCCAGAAUUUAUAUCGUUGCCCUGGGGAUGACAAGAGUAAAAUAGUGAGAGUACUAAACUUAUGGCAGAAGAAUAAUGUAUUUAAGAGUGAGAUUAUUCAGCCCCUUUUGGAUAUGGCAGCCGGGAUUCCGCCUCCAGUUGUCACACCUGUUUUGGCCAGCACUACCACUGCUAUGAGCAAUACUCCAGGAACUCCUGUGACACCUGUUACUCCGGCCAAUGUGGUCCAAGGCUUACCUGAUCCGUGGGUAUCUCAGAUAACAAAUACAGAUACACUUGCGGCUGUAGCUCAGAUCUUGCAAAGUCCUCAAGGCCAGCAGCUUCAACAAUUAAUACAAACCUUACAGAUACAACAACAGAAGCCCCAGCCUUCCAUUCUGCAGGCCCUAGAUGCUGGUCUUGUUGUUCAGUUGCAAGCUCUUACGGCACAACUUACAGCUGCAGCUGCAGCUGCCAACACUCUUACUCCCUUAGAACAGGGAGUCUCCUUUAACAAGAAGUUGAUGGAUAGGUUUGAUUUUGGGGAAGACUCUGAGCAUAGUGAAGAACCCAAAAAGGAAAUUCCAGCUUCACAACUUUCUCACGUUUCAGAAUCUGUGAACAAUUCCAUUUUUCAUCAGAUAGCAGAACAACUACAACAGCAAAACCUAGAACAUCUCAGACAGCAGCUCUUGGAGCAGCAACAGCCUCAAAAGGCCACUCCUCAGGAUAGUCAGGAAGGAACCUUUGGGUCAGAGCAUUCAGCGUCACCAUCACAAGGGAGUAGUCAGCAGCAUUUUCUUGAACCUGAAGUCAAUUUGGAUGAUUCCAUAGAUAUUCAGCAACAGGAUAUGGAUAUAGAUGAAGGGCAAGAUGGAGUGGAAGAGGAGGUCUUUGAACAAGAAGCUAAGAAAGUGGCGGUUCGCUCAAGAUCAAGAACACAUUCACGAUCUCGUUCAAGAUCACCAAGAAAACGAAGGUCUAGGUCACGGUCUGGCUCUAGAAAGCGUAAACACAGAAAGCGAUCACGCUCCCGCUCAAGAGAAAGAAAGAGGAAAUCAUCACGGUCGUAUUCAAGUGAAAGGAGAGCCAGAGAAAGGGAGAAAGAACGACAGAAAAAGGGAUUACCUCCAAUUAGAUCUAAAACACUAAGUGUAUGUAGUACUACUCUCUGGGUUGGGCAAGUGGACAAGAAGGCAACACAGCAAGACUUAACCAACCUGUUUGAAGAGUUUGGACAGAUUGAAUCCAUUAAUAUGAUUCCUCCCCGGGGCUGUGCUUAUGUCUGCAUGGUUCAUCGACAAGAUGCAUUUCGAGCUCUUCAGAAACUCAGUUCUGGAUCAUAUAAAAUUGGGUCCAAGGUCAUUAAGAUCGCUUGGGCUUUAAACAAAGGUGUAAAAACAGAAUACAAACAAUUCUGGGAUGUGGAUCUUGGAGUUACAUAUAUACCAUGGGAAAAAGUUAAAGUGGAUGACUUGGAAGGUUUUGCAGAAGGAGGCAUGAUUGAUCAGGAGACUGUAAAUACUGAGUGGGAAACUGUGAAAAGCUCAGAACCUGUUAAAGAGACGGUCCAGACAACUCAGAGCCCAACUCCAGUUGAAAAGGAGACAGUGGUCACAACCCAGGCAGAGGUUUUCCCUCCUCCUGUUGCUAUGUUGCAGAUUCCAGUGGCGCCAGCCGUGCCUACAGUUAGUUUAGUCCCACCAGCAUUUCCUGUGUCGAUGCCGGUUCCUCCUCCUGGAUUCAGUCCAAUCCCUCCACCUCCUUUUUUAAGAGCAAGUUUUAACCCUUCACAACCACCACCUGGUUUCAUGCCGCCUCCAGUUCCCCCACCUGUUGUGCCACCCCCUACGAUUCCACCAGUAGUACCAACAUCUUUAGUGCAGCCGUCAUUAUCCAUGACACCGGAAACUGUGAAAGAUGUUGGAUUUGGUAGCCUUGUUAUACCAGGCGGUUCUGUUGCCAGCAAUCUUGCUACUUCCGCUCUGCCAGCUGGAAAUGUUUUUAAUGCUCCAACUAAACAGGCAGAGCCUGAAGAAAAAGUACCUCAUCUUAUAGACCACCAGAUUUCUUCUGGUGAAAACACCAGAUCAGUGAUUCCAAAUGAUAUUUCAAGUAAUGCUGCAAUUUUAGGAGGACAGCCGCCAAAUGUGACAAGCAAUUCUGGAAUUCUGGGAGUCCAAAGACCAAAUGUAUCAAGUAAUUCUGAAAUUCUUGGGGUCCGGCCAUCUAAUGUUUCCAGUAGUUCUGGGAUUAUUGCAGCCCAACCACCAAAUAUUCUAAAUAACUCUGGAAUAUUGGGAAUACAGCCACCCAGUGUGUCAAAUAGUUCUGGACUUUUGGGAGUGCUACCCCCAAAUAUACCUAACAAUUCUGGACUUGUAGGAGUACAGCCACCAAAUGUUCCAAAUACUCCUGGACUUCUGGGAACACAGCCACCAGCUGGACCUCAAAACUUACCCCCUUUAAGUAUCCCUAAUCAAAGGAUGCCCACAAUGCCAAUGUUAGACAUUCGUCCGGGACUAAUACCACAGGCACCUGGGCCAAGAUUCCCUUUAAUACAGCCUGGAAUUCCACCCCAACGGGGAAUCCCACCCCCAUCGGUACUUGAUUCAGCUCUUCAUCCACCACCCCGUGGACCUUUUCCUCCAGGAGAUAUUUUUAGUCAACCAGAAAGACCUUUUUUAGCUCCUGGAAGACAAAGCGUAGACAAUGUUACUAACCCAGAAAAAAGGAUACCACUUGGGAAUGAUAACAUUCAACAGGAAGGAGAUAGAGAUUACCGGUUUCCUCCUAUAGAAACCAGGGAAAGCAUUAGUAGACCUCCCCCUGUGGAUGUUAGAGAUGUGGUUGGGCGGCCUAUAGAUCCAAGAGAAGGUCCUGGACGGCCUCCACUAGAUGGUAGGGAUCAUUUUGGAAGACCUCCUGUAGAUAUAAGAGAGAAUCUUGUGAGGCCAGGUAUAGAUCAUCUUGGUCGAAGAGACCACUUUGGCUUUAAUCCAGAGAAGCCCUGGGGGCAUAGAGGAGAUUUUGAUGAGAGAGAGCAUCGGGUUCUACCGGUCUAUGGUGGUCCAAAAGGCUUACAUGAAGAAAGAGGUAGAUUUCGGUCUGGAAACUAUCGAUUUGAUCCUAGAAGUGGUCCUUGGAACCGAGGAUUUGGACAAGAAGUUCACAGAGAUUUUGAUGACCGCAGAAGACCCUGGGAGAGGCAAAGGGAUAGGGAUGACAGAGAUUUUGAUUUCUGCAGAGAAAUGAAUGGAAAUCGUCUUGGACGAGACAGAAUUCAAAACACUUGGGUUCCCCCUCCUCAUGCUCGGGUUUUUGAUUAUUUUGAAGGGGCCACUUCUCAACGAAAAGGUGAUAAUGUGCCUCAGGUUAAUGGUGAAAAUACAGAGAGACAUGCUCAGCCACCACCUAUACCAGUACAGAAUGAUCCUGAACUUUAUGAAAAACUGACAUCUUCAAAUGAAAUAAACAAGGAGAAGAGUGACACAGUUGCUGAUAUAGAAAGUGAACCAGUGGUAGAAAGCACAGAAACUGAGGGGACAUAAUCAUCACUCAGUAGGUAAAAGAUACCUUUUGUAAAGUUGUCAUCUCUCUGUAAUAGAUAAUGGCUGACUGGACCAUAGUUGUUCACUUUUGUCUGCCAGAAUUAAGUUAAUCUGAUGUUCAUGUUCACCUUUCUCUUAAAAUAAUUGUACAACUGACUUGUAUAGACAUUGUUCUUAAUAUGAACAUGGUAGGUAAACUUUUUUUUUAUUUUUUUCUGAUAAAAUACAAAUGUUGGCCCCAGAUUCUUUUAACGUCAAGGAAAUGAAUAACAGCUUGUCAGAGACUUCCUAUGGAAGAAAGAAUUUUUUAGAUACUAUCAUUAGGUUGGAUAUGGUAAUAGAUAUAUUUCAGAAUAGCAAGUGGUGGUAUAUCUUAUCCAUAUCUUUAGGCUGCUGCAGAAUUUUAAGGUUAUAGAUAAAGCUGUGAUAUUUUAUGCAAAGACUGGCUCUAGGUAUUUGAGGAGCACAAUACAGAGAUUUUAAAAAGUGAUUUUGUAAAAUCUACACUACGGUCUCUGUUUCUCCAAAGUAAGUGUUUGUGAUUUGUUCCUCAUACUGCAGUGAGUAAAAAAGAAACAAGAAAACAACAACAUAAAUAUUAAAGUACGUUUCAAUGUUGGGUGAAUUUUGUUUUUAGAUGCCAAUAAAACUUAUUUGUUUGAUAACAGUGUUCUAGGAAUUGUAUUUUUUUAACCUAUAAAUUCUUAAAACCUUGAAUUAUUAUUAGCAUGUGCUUAUUUUUUGCAAAAGCUUUCUAUCAUAACAACAAUGAACUAUGUGGUGGAAAAAGCAUGUACUUUGAUAUAAAAAUCAUGCAGCCUCCUCA